Molecule: messenger RNA, 330 nt
Organism: Gongylonema pulchrum
Lineage: Eukaryota; Metazoa; Nematoda; Chromadorea; Rhabditida; Gongylonematidae
Source: the annotation of a GenBank genome assembly
AUGGGAAGGUCGGGCACAGCAUGCAAGCUGGUUUAUAUGCUUGAUUUUGGUCUUGCGCGUCAGUACCUAAACGCGAAAGGUGAAAUUCGCAGUCCACGAAGCGCUGCUGGCUUCCGGGGCACCGUACGUUAUGCUGCUGUUUCGGCACACAAAAAUAAGGAAAUGGGAAGACAAGAUGAUCUAUGGUCUUUGUUUUAUAUGUUAGUGGAGUUUUUGCAAGGUUCUCUACCAUGGAGAAAAAUUAAGGCAAGUUUAUGCUUCCAAAGUGUUUUUAUCCAGAAGAAUCGGAUUUCUACCCUAAGUUGCCAAAUCCGCUAUUGGAUUUCCUAA